AACAGAACUGCGAGACUUCCUGAAUGAACUGCCAUGGUUUACACUGAGGAUAGAAAGCCACUGAAGGCUGCAGACUGGGUUAUCAUCGCAUUUUAUUUCCUUGCUUGCAUUCUAGUUGGGCUAUGGGUAUGUGUGUUGUUUCUUUAAUUUGUAAAGUCAGUGCAAAGCAAAUUUUCUCUGUAUUUUCAAGUUUUUGUUGUAGUGUAUGUGUUGAAUUUAGGUCUGAGGACCUAAGAAUCUUGGUUUUGAAACACUGAAGCGAAUAAACCAAAGAGUACACUUGCUGUAUUGCAGGGGCCAAGUGAUGUGAUUUGUUUGAGCGAUAGUUUGUCUUUGAAAUCUUUUAGUAAGAAUACUAUCGUUCAUUCUUUAUUGACGUUUGGUUGGAAUAUGAUAUUUGAUCGGUGUGAACAGCAGAAGAGUCAAUUUCUGGAAGAAAGCCAUAAUGAUUGACGAACACUAGUCAAACUAAAUACUCCAAAUAUCAGUCUAGAGCCUUUACUUUUCUAUAUUAGGGUGUCUUGAACAGUUGUUGCAAAACGAAUGCCUAGGAAGCCUAGCCAAAAGACCUCUCUUGCACAAAAUACGUAGCACAGCUUGCGUGGUGGAAAAAUGUUUGUUUAAGAAAAAGUCAAGAGUCUUACUCUCAAAAUACAGCUUGCCGCUUUUUUGCAGACUAAAUUUAGACAACAAAGAGGGAAAACUGAAACCGCUGAAUCUUUCUUCUUGGCUGGCAGAUCGAUGAUGUGGUGGGCGGUAAGUAGAGCCGGUGCGAUCAAAUUUACCCCUGAAAAAUACAAAAACACCCCUAGGAAAUACAGUACUGACCUGAUCAGCUGAAAGGGCACUAGUAAUGAUAGAGUUGGCACUGACUACAUCGAGUGUUUUAUCUUAGUUUGCAAUGGCUACACAUUUGGAAAGUUUUGAAAAAAUAACUUCUUACAUUUCCUUCUAAUACAGUAUGCUGACAAUGUUUUAAAAUCUACAAUGGUCAUUAAGUAUGCCAUUUUAACCAAAAUGCUUAGUUAAGUGGACAAUUUUUGGACAAAUAACCCAACAUUUUUUUGCACGUUUUCCUUUUUCUAUGGAUGUUUUAGUUUGCUUUGUAAAACGAAAUCCGUCUCUAAAUGAAUAAAACCAACAAAAAGAAAUUCAACUUUUUUAAAAGACUUAUAAGGGAUCUUCCCGUAACGUGGGUAGUUCAAACUCUAGUGAAUAUUAAAUCAGAAUGUUAACACUCAAUCCAGUUGAAACAUUACCCUGAUUGAAUUUUUCAAUAGGUUGGACCGAGUUUAUUUGUCAGUAACAUUGGUAGCGAGCACUUUAUUGGAUUGGCUGGAUCUGGCGCGGCAACAGGGAUUGGUGUAGCAUCAUAUGAGUGGCAGGCAAGUCACGUGACUUUACUCACGUGAUAUUUCAGAAGUAUUUUGACCGUACUUAAUAGUACCUAGAAUGUAUCCUGCUUGAUUAUUGUUUUUCAGGCGCCCUGGAUCCUACUGCUGUUGGGCUGGGUCUUUGUUCCAAUUUACCUCAAAUCAAGGGUGAGUUAACAAGCUCUUUGAAAAUGCUUCCGAAAAACGUGAUAUAAACAUAAAAGGAGUUACUUUAAUUGGCUUGCAUCUGGUGAAUUUUCCUGCCAGCGAAUUACAAGGGAAAAGAGACCUCUACUAGCAGGGAACUGGUGAAUGGCAGAAAAACAUCUUCUGUUCAUGUUAUCAACUUCUCUCCACUACGUCUUAAGGACAUGAAUAGGGGCAAGAAAGAAGAAUUCAAAUUUUGAUUUGAGGGUUUAAAGGGUUAAAGAGGUGGGGUCAAAUCAAAGGAACCUAUUUUCCCUGGGCAUGAGUGUUGACGAAUGUCAGACUAGGUAACUUGCUUCCUAGCUAAAUAGUGUUAUAAAUGUUCGUAUUAAUUUUCUUCUCUUGUUAUUAUUUCUAUUAGAUUUACACGACACCAGAAUACUUGCUAAAACGAUUUCAUAGCACCAAGAUAAGGACUUGUUUGACGGCUGUGGCGCUCAUAUCGUAUGUACUCACAAAGAUAUCAGUAAGUAACGAACUAAGGAAAUACUUGAAAAUAAAUUAAAGUACUGGAGAGGGAACAUUACCAAGAACGUUGAGGGAGCUAUGUUUGAUCUUUACUCAGAUAGAUAGACAGACGCCUUUAUUUAAAAUAAAAAAGUAGCUACUCAUUUUAGUCCAUUCAGGGAGCUUACAAAGCCUCCCUGGUAUCAAUAUGAGCCUUUGAAUGGUUGAGUAGCUUUUCAUGCCCACGCGAAAAGUAUUGUAUUAAACGGGUCGAAGUUCUGCCACGCCGAUCUCUAAAGUAGAGAUUCACAUGUCGAAUAGGUGUUCAUACUGCACCGGAUAACUCUUUGUGUCGGCACCAAAAGCUCAGAUCCGGUAUAGUGUGAAAAUAAGGCUCCUUAGAGUAGAGGAGCAAGUCAUAAAUCUCGCUUCCGUUCUGGCAGGUUGAUAUCUACGCGGGCAGUGUGUUUCUGUAUGAAGCUGUUGGUUGGAAUAUUUAUGUGUCAGCAGCUGUGAUUUUAGCCAUCACUGCUGUCUACACUGUUCUUGGUAAGUUUCAUCGAACAUCAUUGAUACAUUUAUACAUUUGUACAUUUCUAGUUCAUUUGUACUUCAUCUCUUUAUCAUCUGUACUUCAUCUACACAUUGGCUACACUUGAUUCGUACGUCAUUUGUACUUCAUUUGUACGUCAUUUGUACUUUAUUUGUACUUCAUUUGUACGUCAUUUGUACUUCAUUUGUACGUCAUUUGUACUUUAUUUGUACUUCACUUGUACGUCAUUUGUACUUCAUUUGUACUUCAUUUGUACGUCAUUUGUACUUUAUUUGUACUUCACUUGUACGUCAUUUUUUACUUUAUUUGUACUUCACUUGUACAUCAUUUGUACUUCAUUUGUACGUCAUUUGUACUUUAUUUGUACUUCACUUGUACGUCUUUUGUACUUCAUUUGUACUUCACGUGUACGUCAUUUGUACUUUAUCUGUACGUAAUUUGUACUUCAUUUGUACGUCAUUUGUACGUCAUUUGUACUUCAUUUGUACUUCAUUUGUACUUCAUUUGUACGUCAUUUGUACUUCAUUUGUACUUCAUUUGUACUUCAUUUGUACGUCAUUUGUACUUCAUUUGUACUUUAUUUGUACUUCAUUUGUACUUUAUUUGUACUUCAUUUGUACUUUAUUUGUACUUCAUUUGUACGUCUUUUGUACUUCAUUUGUACGUCAUUUGUACUUCAUUUGUACGUCAUUUGUACUUUAUCUGUACGUCAUUUGUACUUCAUUUGUACUUCAUUUGUACGUCAUUUGUACUUCAUUUGUACGUCAUUUGUACUUCAUUUGUACGUCAUUUGUACGUCAUUUGUACGUCAUUUGUACUUCAUUUGUACUUCAUUUGUACGUCAUUUGUACUUCAUUUGUACGUCAUUUGUACGUCAUUCGUGCUUCAUCUAAUUGUCAUUUGUACUUUCCCUAUACUUCAUCUGUUCUUUAUCGUCGAGUGAUUCAUUUGUACUUCAUUUGUACUUCACAAAUGCAGUCGAACCCUGCUUUACGGACACCCGCUUAUUACUGAGAGUUUUCCCUAUCAAAGGGGAAAGUAAGCCCUUGAAGUUUCGGGCCCCUUUUAGGGUAAAAUUCUGACAAGCGAGAUGGCCUUGAAACAGCAAAAUGGCAACAAAGGAUAUUAAGAAGGGUUAAAUACCGGCACCGCCUACUUCUUAAAACUUCCCAAGCUUGUAAAUAACGCAAGCACUUUUUUGUAGGUGGUCUGACGGCUGUUUUCUUCACUGAUGUAUUGCAGUGCACUAUUAUGGUUAUUGGUGGCAUCGUUGUAGCCAUAAUGAGUAAGUAGGGCACCCACAGUGUUUGUACGAAUUCUAUUUGAUUUUAAUACUUCUUCUCCGUAUAAAAAUGAUUUGCAAGCUUUCUUAUUCUCUCAAGGGGGUAUUUUUAGCGAGUCUUGGUUGGAUAAAAACAAGACAAUUAUGUCCUAAAAAAGACAUGGUAAACGGAACGUUUUUAGCUAAACUAGCUAUUACGAAGUCUUCUUUGAGUUGUUGACGUAAAUAAGGUUGCCGGAUGUUAAUCCGAACAAUCAUUACAAAGGUGAUUAAGUAAUUUAUUUCUACCUUGAGGUUUUGCAAAAGUUGGAGGAUUGGAUGGUCUGUGGAGUAAAUUCGGCUCCUCGAUGGGUAAGCCCCUGUGGUCAACAGCCUCUUCGACAAACAUCCCUACAACUGGGACCUCUGUGGUAAAUUCUAAUCUCAACUCAACAGCGGCAACAACAGUAGCAAAUACUCUGGGCAAGAGCAACGACACAAUUGAUAGUUGCUACAAACUAACACCCUACUGGGGUGAUCUGUGGAGGCCGGUUGAUGAUCCAGACUACCCCUGGUUAGGAUUGUGGACGUCUUUAUUCAUUACUGCUGUUUGGUACUUCUGUACAGAUCAGGUAACUCCGGCUCGAUGUUAUAAUGAUACCUUAAUAGAGCAACUUUAAAAGCCAAUAGGCUUCCUUUUAGGUUACGAUAGCCUGGGGAAGAAAUUACCCAGUCCCUAGGCCUCAUUAUUCCGCGGGGCCUAUGCGUUUGGGAUCACGUGGUCCGAGCGUUCGUCUCGGAUACGUCACGAUAAUGCGUUGAACGAGAAGGCCUGGGAAGACGCCGUACAGAGACUAGGUAAUUGAAGAAAGACAGCGAAGAAAGAGGUUUUGUCGCCAUCGAACCUUCUAAAUUUUAGUUUUGGGGCACGACUUCUUUACUAAGCAUGCCUGUCAUCUGCAAAUUCAGGUCCUUGUUCAACGAGCCUUGGGCGCCAAGAACCACAUCCAAGCCAGAGCUGGUACCAUUUUUGCAGGGUUUUUGAAAAUUCUUCCCAUGUUUGUGAUGGUAAUGCCAGGAAUGAUCAGUCGAGUGUUGUUUCCUGACAGCAUCGCUUGUCACGACCCUAAGAGCUGUGAAAUAGCCUGUGAUAACAGAUGGGGCUGUACCAACAAUGCAUAUCCUAAGUAAGUUGAGCAGUCAAUAGUUUUUUCUAAAGGUAAUAACAGCAAUAAAAAUAUGUUAAGCAAUACUUGUCAAGAAAAAUUCCCGUCCCCAUGAGCUGCAAACUCGCUCUUGAUAGCAGUUGGGGAUGAAGGAGAUAAGAAACAUUCUAAACAUGUUGUAUGUUGGGUAACUCUGCUUGCUAAAAAUGUGGACAACAUUGCGUGUCGGGACAAUAGAGGGGAAGGCUACUUGGAAUAGCUAAGAGCAUGGCAUUAAAUAUACCGGGGGAACUUGACCCAUCAGUUUGGGUGUACGGUUGCCGCGCUGAGAGUUUCAAACCUGAGCCUGUUUAGGAGACGAGAAAAGCACCUAAAAUAUCCGCCUCAUAUUAGACAAUAACCUCUGUUUUAGAACCCUGUUAACGACAGUAGACAAAAUACACGCCCUUCUGUUUCUUUAGGAAAGGUUAGACGCGUUUGAGACAGGAGGGUCAAAUUUAUAGCAUACCCUCUCCAGUAGCACGUCUCAUAUAAUAAGAAGGUGCCUAGCUAUGACUUUUUACGAGUGGAUUGGAGUGGGUUCAAACACUGAUAUGGUUUUUGCCGGGUAGGUUGGUGUUGAACAUUCUUCCCACUGGAAUGGUUGGACUGAUGUUAGCAGUAAUGAUGGCUGCCGUCAUGUCAUCCCUUUCCUCAGCAUUUAACAGCAGCGCCACCAUCUUCACUGUUGAUGUAUGGCUAAGGCUCAGACCACAGGUAGUUAACCACCCCAGAAACUAUAAGGGGGAUUGGUAGAAGUUUUCAGCGCAACGAUUUCUGGGAUAAACUGGUUGGAAAAUCGUUUGAUAUGAUUGGUCGACGGUAUUCAAGGCAACCGUCAACCAAUCAUAACUAACGCCUGUCCACUCAAAUGAUCCCAGAAAUCGUUGCGCUGAAAGCUUGUACCCAUUCCCCUUAUAGUUUCUGGAGGGGGGAACAUACAGAUCUUUUUAUUGUGUUAAAAGGCCAACUAAAUGUUCCCUUUCAUCCAGACUUCUCUCUCGCUUUCGCAAAGGAUUGUGGGACGGGGAAAGCGGGACGUCUCUUUACUCGCCUUUUUUUUCCGAUGUCUCUCGCUUUGCUUGUUUCCCGUCUUCGCCUCGUCUGGUGCGAGUCUCGAAGCGCCCGUGAAGGAAGAUGCGCUAAAGAUACACUGUGAACAUUAGAGGAAAACAGUAAAAAUGAAAACAACAAAAAAAGGAAUUUCAAAAUAGUCUAUAUCUUGCUAUUUGAGAUCUCUGAUGAUUAAUUGAAAUCUCAUCAUCUUCGUGUCCAAAGUGGCUCAUUAUUGGUAGCCUGGGAGCAAGCUCUUCGGGGCGCUCUGACAAGGGGGGCGGGAAAAGGAAGGAGAGAUUGCAACUACGUCUCUGGAAUUUGAAUUCCACCUCCAAUUCCCUGUGGCUACCCGUCGACUAAGCUGUCAGAUUUCAGCGCGAAUGUAAACAAACAUUGAAAAGCACGUGCCAAGGGUAAUGACGUCAUUGCUAAUGUCAUCUCCGCCAAUCAGGAUUUCGCGUCGACUUUUUCUUCGCAGAUAUUCAAAUUUCAGAGAUGUAGUUGCAAGCUCUCCUUCAUUUUCCCGCCUCGCCGCCAGAUCGCCCCGGAGAGCUUUCUAGCAGGCUACAUUAUUGGUUCGUUACUUCUUAAAUGUCUUAGGUACGUCUGCAGGCCACCGAUCUCGUGACAUUGACAUUGAAUGUAAAUAGAGGAGUACCAAUCCACUUGGAACAAUCCGACAACUGAGAUAUCCACGUUGUUUAUUCUUGCACUGGGCUCACUCUUUCAUGAUACUCAAUCAUUCUUUUCCCAAAUAGGCCAGGGAUAGAGAAAAGAUUAUAGUGGGUCGAGUGGUCGUGGCUGCUCUUGUUGGCGUCAGUUUGUGCUGGUUACCGAUUGUCAAAGGUGAGUUUGUGUAUAUAUUACUCUACCCUGGCCAGGCUAGUUAUGUCCCCAGAAAUCUCUCUCUUUCCAGCUGAUGACUUGCACAUAAACAGACCAAAAAGACACGACUACUGUGACAAGUGAUUGUUUGAAAUAAGCGAACUUUGUUUAAACUUGUCCUCGUACGCCAUCUUAUUUUCGGAGGAUCGUAACAAGAAUUUUCUUGAUCGGCAGUAGUCUACAAAAUAGAUGUCUUCCUUUUCUUUUCCCGUCAUUUGUUGCAGUUGUUGUUUGUUUGUUUGUUUUUCGCAGAAACGGAAACUUUUAUCUUUUGACAGGGGCCCUGGUUCGAGUAUAACAGAGUAGUCAUGAAAAAAAGUUUGCCCACCGUAUUUAAUCUUGUCUAACAGGUUUUGCUGGAAACCAGCUGUUUGUAUAUCUCCAGAAUAUCCAAUCAUAUUUUGCGCCCGCGAUCAGUUCCAUGUUCCUAUUGGGAAUACUCUGGACUGGACUCACGGAAAAUGCAGCUUUCACUGGACUCCUGGUUGGGUUUGCCAUGGGACUUAUAAAGUUCAUUGUUGAAAAUGUAUACGCACCGCCCGACUGUGGCGAGGAGGACACCCGCCCGCAAUUUGCUAAGCUACAUUUUAUGUAUUACUGUAAGUAGCUUAUGUUUGCAGUCAAAUGAUAAAAAUAGGCAAGGCAUUAUAUCAUUCAGAUACUGCAUGGAUGUGGAAAAAAUGACGUGUAGAUACGAAGGACAAUGAAUGCAAAUUAUUCCGUACCUCCAAAACAAACAAACAAACGCCCAGAAGCACGCAUGGUAACUUUUUUAGGCUCUACAUCGUCACGCGGGCCUCCAACAUCGCGGUGAAGCAUGACAUGAUGACGCGACUAACGUUUGCCUGGAUACUAGAAUUUUGCUGGUCGGAAUAAAUUCCCAUAUAAAAUGCAAAUGAAACUCAUGAAGGACUGAGGACAUUCCAUCCCUAGGAAGAUAGCAUUUGUCCAUCACAAUUGCCCUCCCCUUCAAUCCCCGCAAAAUUUAAUGCUGAUCAUUUCCGCCUUAAAGACCUACAACGAAGAGGUGUCUUUAUGGGCUACACAUAAGAGCGCCCAGCAAUAGCCACCGGGAUAGCUCGGUUGGUAGAGCGUUUGUCGUUAUAGGCUCGAUUCUCGGCCCUUUAUUCAGGGUGUCACAAUAACGGAGUACAAAUCCAGAAGGGGAUGUAAACUAGUGUCCUUCAUUCCCCCACUACAUAAACUACAGGGACAUUAGGGACAUGUUUCGGCGCAAGGAUUUCUGGGAUCACUUAAUGUACAAGAGUUAGUUGUGAGCCUUCGGAUACCAUAAACCAACCAUAACUAACGUGUAUUCUUACAAUCGAUCCUAGAAGACACGACAUGUUGGGAGUGCGGAGCUGUUUUAACCUAAGUAGGAGUGAUGUUUUUAUACCUUUCCUUACAGCGAAUAUCCUGUUUGCCAUAAGUGUGUUCACAAUGGUUGUGGUAAGUUUAUUUACAAAGAGGAUUCCUCGAGAUGAGCUUGGCGGACUGACUUGGCCCACAAUCAAUGAACCUCCUUUAGCGCACGGAGCCAUCGGAGAGGACGUGGAAGCAUUGGAAAAAUUGUCGACCAUGCAAAUGGAGGGUACGUUAAUUUAUUUCCUUUAUUUUGCAGAGACGUUGAAUGUGACAAUCAGCGGGCCGUAAAAUGGUCUUGCUAUCAUGGCAGUUGAGCGAGGGUGAAAGAAAUGGUGAUACCUAUUUUUCUCUUUUUCAGUUUAAGGCCCCAAUUUUUCCAUUCGUGAAGAAGACCAAAUUGGAUACUGUUAAACCUAGAUAAUGGUUACGUUUGCGUCGGUAAAGAUGUUUCUGAUCUCUGUUACUCAUAGUAAAAGAAAAAGAAGAAAUAGAUAGCAAGAUAAGUUGGUUUUAUAUCGGUUUGUUGAACUCGCUGUGGAGUAAUGAACGACAUGUUAUCCUCAUGCCCUGCAUAGAGAACAUUGGCGUUGUGACGGCACUAACAGUUGGUUUGCGCACACGUAGACCCUGUCACUUCUACUGAAAAGCAGCCAUUCUCGACUCAAUAGAGAAGAACUUUGGUGUCGAGAAUGAAGUGGACUCUCUCUUAACGGACACCUCCCUAAAACGGACACCUAGAGUUGGUCCCUGCCUUUGUUUACUCCCUUUAUUUGACUUAUAAGACGGACAUCUCUCUAAGACGGACACUUACUGCCGGUCCCAAAGGUGUCCGUCUUAGAGGGAGUUGACUGUAUUUGGAAGAGUUCUAAUAAAUGGAAGAUGAGCUUGGAGUUUUUCCAAUUCUUAAAUUGAAAACAAACAUUUCCAUAGUAAAGACUGAAAAAAAACAAACAAACAAACAAACAAACAAAACAAAGACGAUGGCGGAGUCGUUCACAUCCUCAUUCAUGCUUUUCUCUAUCAUUUACAGACAAAAGUGAAUCCUUUGUGAACGACAGCCCAUCUGCUUCCAUGACAUUUAAGCCUGAAGUGAAGGUAGAGAAGAUCAAACUUCCGGUUGUGGAGUUCCCAGAAGAGGAACCCUGGCUGAAGUGGCUGUUACGAAUCUCCACUAUUGCGUUACUUGUCACGCUGAUAGGUUUAUGGAUACGUUUUGCAUAGAAAAGGACCGGGUCAUUGCGUUACAGAUCACCAUGAUAUAUAGGUUUAUGAAUACCCUUUGCUUUGGACCGCGCCAUUGCGUUACUGGUCACGGUGAUUAGAAAAGGACAGUUUUGGAUAAUUGUUUUCUCGGUUUGCUUUUCGAGAGUUCUCCCUCUUGUUAUAUUCACUGAAGUUUUUCGGUCUCGCAUCUAGUCCAAAGUAGCCGCCCUGAGACGUAGAAAAGGCAAAAUUCUCACACUUAUAAGUUUUUUAUAC
Porites lobata is the source of this 9831-nucleotide messenger RNA. The record is from the annotation of a GenBank genome assembly. Lineage: Eukaryota; Metazoa; Cnidaria; Anthozoa; Scleractinia; Poritidae.